CUGCUGUUCUAAAUAGCUGCAGAGAGGAACCGAGUGCUAUAUAACUUUAAGGUGAUGGGUGACAUUUGUGUCCCAUUUAAAUGACAUGUACAAGUGUUCAUGUUUCAGAUAAAUAGCUUAAAUACUAAUAAAAUGUACAUCAUAUGGCCAGAAACUUUGUGCUGCUCCAUGAAGACACGGUGUGAGAAGGUUGGAGUAGAAGAUCUGGAGUGUCCUGCACUGAGCCCUGACUCUGACUCAACCCCACUGAACACCGACUGAACCCCAGACCUCCUCACUCUUACACCAUCAGUGUCUGAUCUCACUAAUGCUCUUGUAGCUGAAUGAACACAAAUCACACAGACACUCCAACAUCUAGUGGAAAGUCGUCACAGAACAGAAUAGAGAGUGGAGCACAUUAUCACUUUUUCAACAAAAAUGUGGGGUGAAUUUGAUUCAUGCACCAAACCUGAAAGUCCUGAACCCUGUCAGCCAUGUAGUGAUGGAACGGAGGAUGAGAACACGAUGGAUCAGUGUCCCAGUGAGCCUUCAACCCCCACUGCCCAUGAUAAAGAUUCCAGCUAUCUCGAUGCCAUGAUAUCAGCCAUAGUUCUCAGUGGGAGUCCAGUAAAGAGCCAGCAGCUGGGAGAACCUGACCUCACUGUAGAGGAGAAAAAGCGGUUGUUGGUGGAACAGUAUAACAGCAAGCCGGUAGUCUUUCUGGAGCGCUAUCACCCUCAUUUAAAACCUGAGCAUUUGGAGGCCUUCUCACAUGUGAGCAGCGACUGUAGAACGCAGUAUUACUGUACUGAAGUUCAGAAACGAGCCUUGAGUUCGGACAAGAAGACGAGGGUGCGCAAUCAUCGCUACGCUGCUCUACGUGCACUUCAGAAAGAGGGUCAGUACUUCAGUGAGGAGCAGAUGCGUUUUCGAGAGCCUCUUCUGUAUGAGCAGUACAUCGGUCAGUACCUGAGUGAUGAGGAGAUCCUGCAGCGCUCUGAAGAAGCUAUGCAGAAAAGCAACCUGGGUCUGUCUGACCUGCUCAUCAACUCCUAUCAGGAGAAGGAGCUGCAGAAACGCCUGCAGGAAGAACAGAGCCGAGAGAACUGUGCAGAGCAGGAGGAAGAGGAGGACGACGACGAGCCUACGCAGGCCCAAUGGGAACCGACAGCUGAAGAAAAAGCUUUGCUGAGGGACGAGUUUCUGAGUCAAAUGCACCAAAGCUUCAUCGAGGGCAAAGAUAAAGACUUUAACUACAGCGAAGUCGACGAGAACCCAGAUUACGAUAACAUGGACAUUUUAAGUCGUGACGCUGAAGAAAAGUACUUUGAUGAAGAUGAUGAGGAAGAGGAGGAAGAAGAAGAAGGGGGGACUGAGGCUGACAAUAUGGUGUAAACUUUUUUGAACCGUUUCUAUUUAUUUUUCUACACAGGUGACUCAGAUGCAGAGUGCCACUUAAUUAACUGGAUAUGUUUUACUUAUCAAAGCAUACAGUAAUGUGAGUAACAAACAAGUUGCAGGCAUUCUGCUGCGUGUGAGACAAACUGCAACAGUAAAUAGAAAGAAAAACCUGUGCAGUUGAAAUGACUCGCACCUCUUGGGUGGAUGUUGUUAGCAAAUAAAAAGGGCUCUAAGAGCUGAAAUCUAAGGAGAUCCACUGCAUGUGAUUAUUGUGAAUCUGCUUUUCUAAAGUGUCUAUAAACUAGCAGUAACUAGCAUUUGUAUGUUUUAAAAAGGUACAUUUGUAACAGAGUUAAAAAAAAUUAAAUUUCAAAGUGUUUUUUUCAUAAUAAAACUACAUGAGUAA
Messenger RNA from Tachysurus vachellii, 1786 nucleotides. RefSeq names its product coiled-coil domain containing 97 (gene ccdc97). Lineage: Eukaryota; Metazoa; Chordata; Actinopteri; Siluriformes; Bagridae. The transcript has 6 exons. The record is from RefSeq and is a predicted model, not a curated record. The coding region runs from base 418 to 1374 and encodes 318 amino acids.